Cryptotermes secundus is the source of this 4055-nucleotide messenger RNA. RefSeq names its product kinesin heavy chain (gene Khc). Bases 369 to 3368 code for a protein of 999 amino acids. NCBI's taxonomy places the organism in Eukaryota, Metazoa, Arthropoda, Insecta, Blattodea, Kalotermitidae. Gene Ontology annotation, molecular function: microtubule motor activity; ATP binding; microtubule binding. Gene Ontology annotation, biological process: microtubule-based movement. The record is from RefSeq and is a predicted model, not a curated record. The transcript is spliced from 19 exons.
GUCGUGCCGCACCACGAAUAUAUUGCGGUAGAGUGAGCAGUUUAGGUUUUAGAACGUUUUAACGGGUAUUCAAUACUUCAUUCUCGUACAGUAUCAUAUAGAACGUAAUCAGGACUCUUUAUAAACGCGGAAUUAACUUUCAUUUUAUAUUUUAAGGCGUAAAUAACUGAAUGUGACGAUUUAUUUUUCCGGUCAGCUGUUCCGGACUGGAACGGCCUCUUGCAUACAGAAAAUGGGAGCCAUUUUGAUGUAGCUUGUCAAUGGCUUUAAUGGGUUUUUUUCACGGCUUUAUUAUCAUAAUUUAUGCACGGUUUUAAGUUCCCGAGAAAUAUACAUUUUUAGUGUAAAGUGUUUUUAAAGUUAUAAAAAUGUCGGGUGAGCAACGUGAGCGUGAAAUAGCUGCAGAAGACAGCAUAAAAGUGGUCUGUCGAUUUAGGCCUUUGAACGAUUCCGAAGAAAAAGCAGGUUCAAAAUUCAUAUGUAGAUUUCCGUCUGGACCUGAGGAUAAUUGUAUAUCUAUUGGGAGCAAGGUGUUUCUUUUUGACAAAGUCUUCAAACCAAGUGCAACACAAGAGAAAGUUUACAAUGAGGCUGCAAAAUCGAUUGUCUCGGAUGUGCUAUCUGGUUUCAAUGGCACCAUUUUUGCUUAUGGGCAGACAUCAUCAGGCAAAACGCACACGAUGGAAGGUGUGAUCGGUGACCCUGUGAAACAGGGUAUCAUUCCAAGGAUAGUGAAUGACAUCUUCAACCACAUUUAUGCAAUGGAGGAAAAUCUGGAGUUCCAUAUCAAGGUGUCUUACUUUGAGAUCUAUAUGGACAAAAUCAGGGAUCUCUUAGAUGUGUCAAAAGUCAACCUUAGUGUACAUGAAGACAAAAAUCGGGUCCCAUUUGUGAAGGGUGCAACUGAACGGUUUGUUUCAAGUCCAGAGGAAGUCUUUGAAGUUAUUGAAGAAGGAAAGUCAAAUCGACAUAUUGCUGUCACAAAUAUGAAUGAACACAGUUCACGUUCUCAUAGUGUGUUUUUGAUCAAUGUUAAACAAGAAAAUUUGGAAAAUCAGAAGAAAUUGUCUGGUAAACUUUAUCUUGUUGACUUGGCUGGUAGUGAAAAGGUUAGUAAGACAGGAGCAGAAGGAACAGUACUGGAUGAAGCCAAGAACAUCAACAAGUCACUGUCAGCUCUUGGGAAUGUCAUUUCGGCUCUUGCUGAUGGAAACAAAACACACAUUCCAUAUAGGGAUUCAAAACUCACUCGAAUCCUGCAGGAGUCCCUUGGUGGAAAUGCUCGUACUACCAUCAUUAUCUGCUGCUCACCUGCGAGUUUCAAUGAGGCUGAGACUAAGUCAACCCUUGAAUUUGGCAAACGCGCAAAAACUAUCAAGAAUGUUGUUUGUGUGAAUGAAGAAUUGACAGCAGAAGAAUGGAAGCGUCGCUAUGAAAAGGAGAAAGAGAAAGUGGCUAGACUAAAGGGAAAGCUGGAGAAGUUGGAAUUGGAACUAAGCAGGUGGCGUUCAGGAGAAACGGUGAAUGUUGAGGAACAGGUUAAUUUGCAGGAACCUCUGGAAGCUGUCACACCUGUUACCCAGCCUGCCGAAGUUAAGAAGGAUGUUGUACUUGGGCCAAUGCCUGCUACCCCUGGUGGUGGCAUCAUGAUGGGCUCUCUGUCCAAUGAGGAGCGGCAGAAACUGGAAGAGGAGCGUGAAAGUCUGUACCAGCAGUUGGAUGAGAAAGAUGAAGAAAUCAACCAGCAGAGUCAGUUUGCAGAGAAGCUUAAGGAACAGAUGAUGGAACAGGAAGAGUUGAUUGCAGCAACAAGGCGAGACUAUGAAUUGCUGCAGCAGGAGAUGAACAGGAUCCAGCAGGAAAAUGAAAGUGCCAAGGAGGAAGUAAAAGAGGUUCUGCAGGCUCUGGAGGAGCUGGCUGUCAAUUAUGAUCAGAAAUCACAGGAAGUGGAGACAAAGAACAAAGAAUAUGAGACCCUUACAGAAGAACUUAUGCAGAAACAGUCUGAUCUGAACUCCACUUCAUCUGAACUGCAACAGUUGAAAGACAUGUCAACACACCAACGAAAGCGAAUAACUGAAAUGUUGACCAAUCUCUUGAAAGAUCUGGGUGAAAUUGGUGUAGCUAUUGGUGGAGAUGGGGAUAUGAAGUUUCAGGUUUCUACUGACAGCAGUGGUGGUAAACUUGAGGAGGAGUUCACAGUAGCAAGGCUAUACAUUUCAAAGAUGAAAUCAGAAGUGAAGAACUUGGUGCAGAGGUGUCAGGGUCUUGAAACUUUCCAGUCUGAUUGCAAUAAGAAAAUCACUGAAUAUGAGAAGGAUUUGGCCGACUGUCGGUUGCUGAUCUCACAGCACGAGGCCCGUAUGAAGACGCUCCAGGAGUCUAUGCGUGAGGCUGAAAACAAGAAGCGUACACUGGAAGAAGAUGUGGAUGCACUCAGGGAGGAGUGUGCCAAACUGAAGGCUGCUGAGCAAGUUCAUGCAGUAUCCAGUAAGGAAAAGGCAGAAGAAAAAGAGCAGGCAAACAAGAUGCGGGUAGCCCUGGAGGUGCAAAUGGAUCAACUUCGUGAUGCCCACCAGAAACAAGUGGCAGCUCUCAGAGACGAAAUUAUGGAGAAGCAAGCAUCAAUCAGUGAGCUGAAAGAUUUGAACCAGAAGUACACGUUGGCCCAUCAGCAGAUGCAGCAGGAUUAUGAGAGGCUCAAACAAGAGGAGAAUGACAAGAGUAAUAAGCUGCAGGAACUGAUUCUGACAAAUGAGAGGCGGGAACAGGCUCGUAAGGACCUUAAGGGGUUGGAAGAUACUGUUGCUAAGGAACUUCAGACACUCCACAAUCUCAGGAAACUGUUUGUCCAGGACCUCCAAGCUAGGAUUAAGAAGUCUGUAAAUGCUGAGGAUAGUGAGGAUGAUGGAGGCUCAUUGGCACAGAAACAGAAGAUUAGUUUCCUGGAGAACAAUUUGGACCAGCUGACAAAGGUUCACAAACAGCUGGUUAGAGACAAUGCAGAUCUUCGAUGUGAGCUGCCUAAACUGGAGAAGAGGUUGCGUGCCACAAUGGAAAGAGUGAAGGCAUUGGAAUCUGCAUUGAAGGAUGCUAAGGAGGGUGCUAUGAAGGAUAGGAAGCGCUACCAGUAUGAGGUGGAUCGAAUUAAGGAGGCUGUGCGGCAAAAGAACUUGGCCAGGAGGGGGCCUAGUGCACAGAUAGCAAAACCAAUUCGUGCAGGACAACACCAUAUCCAUCUGGGAGCUCCGGGUAGCAUACGAGGAAAUGCCAUUGUGUCUGGGGCUUAUAGUAGGCUUAUAUCUGAUGAGGAGCUGAGAAAGAAGAAGAUCAUGGCAGGUGGCAAUAGAGAAAUGAACGAGAGCUGAGGGGCCUCAGGUGAGCUCUAGGUGCUACGUGUAGGAGGAUUAACCAUUUUAGGAAACAACACAACACACUAAAGAUCAUGUAUUAUUAAAUAUAACACUCAAUUAUAAUAUAAUUAUAUUUCACUGUAACUUUGUCUUACAUCUCUCUGCAGUGCAAAGCCUGAACACACUUAAAAAAUUCCUCUCAUUGAAUUAUUUGGCAAGAUGAGAAUUAAAUUCACUUUGCAUAUUGUCUGAUUUAUGAUGCAAGUAGAUUACAGUAUCAUGAUGAAACUGCUGAUUUGCAAAGGAUUCCAUUUGUGGUGUUUUUCCCACAAUCAUUGCGUGAUACUGUGGCUCUUUCAUUAUGAAUGGCAGCGAUUUACAUUGGAAGUUUUUUAAAUAUGCUAACAAUGACACAGUAAUAAUAAUUAAUAAUAAAUGCUUUCUGUGGGUUUGUAUACAACCAAAGACUGGAAAAAUGAGUGCUGCAGCACUGUCUAAAUUCAACCAGUUUCUUCACCUAAUUAUGAUCUUAUCUUGUUCCUGGCUUUAUGUAAAAGCAAGACACGUAUAAUUAAUAUAACAGCUGUAGGUGAAACACAUGAUUUCACACAGAUACAGUUAAAUAAUGCUUCAUAAAAAAUUGGAAACUUUAUGCAGCUCUUGUUACAAGAACAGUGUAAAUUAAUCCUAUCAAAGCAGCAA